AUGCCUAGAAAUGAAACAUACAACAAUCCUCUUACAUUUGUUUAUGGGACAAGAUCAUGUUGUUCAAAUCUUUCUAACUCUGGGCUAAUUAUGUCACCAUGUAUACCUUGUAAUAAUUGUACACAACUUAUGCAAUGUAAUCAAAUAUUUUAUGGAUUGAGACCAGGUUUACCUGACAACCAAUUCAUCAGUACUCAAUUAAUUCGAGUAGUCAAUACUACUGGAAAUUGUUUAGAUGAAUGUCAUGUAAAUCCAAACUGUUAUACUUAUUCAUACAGUGUGGAUUACCCAUCAUCGUGUUCACUCUAUUCUGGACUUAUGGGUAGACUGGUAAUUACCAAUAAUUCAGUUGAAAAAAUGACUGGAGGAAAAUUUUGUUGCAGUAAGUUAAAAAAUAUUUAACAUAUAUACAUUGUAGUUUA
Schistosoma turkestanicum is the source of this 422-nucleotide messenger RNA. The record is from the annotation of a GenBank genome assembly. NCBI's taxonomy places the organism in Eukaryota, Metazoa, Platyhelminthes, Trematoda, Strigeidida, Schistosomatidae.